AUGUCUGCCAGCACCAUCGCACGCUGGAACGCUAUCCCCCUCGAGCGCCAGCCCGAACAUCCGAACGCACAGAAGCGUCCCCGUCCCGACGACGAAGACGACGAUGUGUCGAUCGCUUCCAGGUCCCCUUCCCCUCGUCCAGAUGCCAUGGAUGUAGACUCUGGCUUGGGAUAUCACGAAUAUCCGUCAGGCCCAGCCCACGAGGAAGUCACCGUUGAAACGAAGAUCAAGCCCACCAACGUUGGUUUUGCCAUGUUGAGGAAACUGGGAUGGUCCGAGGGUCAACCUCUGGGACUUCAGGAAGAUGGCGAAGUCGAUCCCAUUCCGUUCAACCUCAAGCAGGAUUUGACGGGCGUCGGCAAAAUCAGUCAGGACGUCCGCAUGAUCGAGACCACCGUUUCCCAACGCCGCGAGCUCACUUCCGAGCGCAUGCGCAAGGAGACCGUCGAAGAACGCGAAAGCCGUGAGAAUUCCAUCGCCAAACGCACCGCCGUCCAAAUGGAGAUCGCCGAAACUCUCAAAGCCUUCUACUGCGCCCUUUGCGACAAGCAGUUCAAGAACGUUGCCCAGUACGACGAGCACACCAACUCGUACGCGCACCACCACAAGGCGCGCGCGAAGGACCUGCAGGCGAGCGUGCGCAUGCAGGCUGCGGACGAGGUCGAGCGCCGCAAGGAGAAGGAGCGCCGCCGCGAGGAGAAGGAGCUGCGCAAGCUCGCGAAGGCCCAGGGCAUCAAGAUGGCGAAGCCGGCGGUGGCUCCUGCGGUGGUCGCGUCAGCUCCAGGUCAGCCCUCGGUCGCGGAGCCUGCGGGCCAUGCCCCGAUGGAUACGACACCAGCGGAAGGCGGCUUCAAGGCAGCGGGUUGGGCGACGGUUGCGCCUAGCAACCCUCCGCCUGCGCAAGGCUUCAAGAAGGGGGGCUGGGCUACGGUUGGAGGUGACCCAUCACCUGCGCAAGGUCCUUCGACAACAAGUAGUGCGGCGGCACACCCUGCCUUCCGUGCAGGAGGACAGAUAGCGGCCUCUGGCGACGUUACACCGUCGCCUCAACCUCUUCCCACCGCGCGAGGAGGAUGGGCACAGGUUUCCAUCGCACCGCAUCAGCCCAUGGAUAUGACACCGUCCGUCGUACCUCCUGCCGUUGCAGCACCAGCGCCGACGCCGACGAAGGCUAAGCAAGCUGCGUCUAUCCAGGCCGAAUCGAAAUCGGCUGCUAGUCGCAACUCAUGGCAGAGCUUCAAGGCGGGACGCGGGCGACGCUGA
Molecule: messenger RNA, 1263 nt
Organism: Schizophyllum commune H4-8
Lineage: Eukaryota; Fungi; Basidiomycota; Agaricomycetes; Agaricales; Schizophyllaceae
Exons: 4
Coding region: 1-1263 (420 amino acids)
Molecular function (GO): nucleic acid binding
Source: RefSeq, a predicted model, not a curated record